This is a messenger RNA of Hordeum vulgare subsp. vulgare (domesticated barley), 1314 nucleotides long. Its product is annotated as U-box domain-containing protein 38-like. Gene Ontology annotation, cellular component: cytoplasm; nucleus. Bases 1 to 1314 code for a protein of 437 amino acids. NCBI's taxonomy places the organism in Eukaryota, Viridiplantae, Streptophyta, Magnoliopsida, Poales, Poaceae. The transcript has 3 exons. The record is from RefSeq and is a predicted model, not a curated record. Gene Ontology annotation, molecular function: protein binding.
AUGACGCCCGCACUCCCCUCCUCCUCUGCUCCUCCACCGCCUCCCACCUCUGCACCUCGCGACCACCUCCCAUGGUGUGGUGCUGCGAGGUCGGCCUACGGGGCCAGUCUCCGGCAGGACUUACCCCGCCGGUUGCCUGAAUCCUCUAACCCCGACGCCCUCACCUCCACGUACUGCGGGUUUAAUUACCUAAAAGACAGGGACCCGUUGGAGGAUGAGGUGGUCGCGACGGUGAUGGACGCGGACGAAUAUGGAGAGGUGGCGGUGGCGUUGGCCGUCCUCCGGGACGCCACCCUGGAGAGCGCUGAGCGUCGGCUUGCGCUCUGCACGCCGCGGCUGCUCGCUACCCUCCGGCACGUGCUGCUAAUCCCGCGGCACGCCUCCGCGCGGGUCGACGCGACGGCGGCGCUAGUCAACCUCUCGCUUGAGCCGGCGAACAAGGUACGCAUCGUCCGCGCGGGCGCCGUGCCGGCACUCGUCGAGGUGCUCCGCUCGGGCAGCUCGGCGCCGAAGGCGUGCGAGCACGCAACUGGCGAGCUCUUCGGCCUGGCGCUCAACAAGGAGAACCGCGCCGCCAUCGGCGUGCUGGGCGCGGUGCCUUCCCUACUGGACCUCCUGACCUCCCCCGCCCACCACCCCCGCGUGCGCCGCGACGCCGGGAUGGCCAUCUACCACCUCUCGCUGGCCGCCGUCAACCAGUCUAAGGUCGCCCGAUUCCUGGGGGCAUCCAAGGCACUCCUCAGCGUCGUGUCCAGUGCCGCCGAGCCCACGCCCAUCCACAGGCUGGCCCUCAUGGUGAUCUGCAACGUGGGCGGCUUCUCAGAGGGCCGCGCCUCUCUGAUGGACGCGGGCGCCAUCGCGGCCGUGUCCGGCAUCCUCCUCUCCUCCCACGACGUCGCUGAGCUGGAGGAGUGGUGCGUGGCGGCGAUCUACACGCUGAGUCGCGACAGCCUCCAGUUCCGAGGCCUGGCGCGCGCGGCCGGCGCGGACAAGGCCCUCUGCCGCGUGGCCGAGAAGGGGACCCCCGGCGGCAUCCGACGCGAGAUGGCGAGGAAGACGCUGUGCGCCAUGAGGGGCGACCUGGACGAGGAGGCGGACCUGACCGGCAGAAGCCUGGAGUGCGGCGACGGGGACGACUGCAGCGGGAGCAUCGUGUCGGACGGGUUCACGUCGUUCCGGUUUAAUUACCUAAAAGUUCAAGAUGUUGAGCAUCUGAUUGGUGUCCUUCAAGUUGAGGUUGAAUUGCAUUUACUGGUAGAGGAUUUGGUUUCCUCUGUUUCCGCGGAGGCUUUUGAGAAGCUAUAUUCCGGCUAA